UCUUCUAUACGCUACCAGUAUCAGAAUACCCAACACUCAAGGGUAAUGAAUUUAAAAUAUAAAUCGAAAUAUAAAAAAAUCAAGAGACAAAUAAAGCAGCUGGUUUUUGAAAAUGCUUCAUUAUGUGAUGAAGUGUCUCAGAUUCAACUGGACCUGAAAAUAGCACGUGAGGAAAGAAGAUUCCUUAUAAAACGACUGAUGCGCCAUGAGGGAUUUGAUGAAACCACGGACAAAGUUGCCGAUGCCACUAGCACUACUUCACAGAAACUAAAUAACGUCCCAAAGAAAAGGGGUCCAAAGAAACGCGUUACUUUAAAUUAUGGCAGUAAUGUGGAUGAUAUUGAAAAGCUGAAACUCAUGUGCGAAGAUAAAGUCGAUGUCGAUGCACAGGGAAAACCCAAAAUGCCCAUUAACUUAUCCAAUGUAUUGAUACACUCAUUGGGUGAAAUUCUCCCUUCAAAUCCGAAUUUCCAUAAUUCGAAUUGGAUCUAUCCCGUGGGUUAUGUUGCCACACGUAUAUAUGCUCAUCCCAAAGAUCCGCAAAGAAAAUGCGUCUUUACUUGCAAGAUUUUAAAUAAUGCCGGCUAUCCACAAUUUCAAAUCAUACCAGACAACGAUCUGGAUAGUGUAUUCUUUGGCGAAACUGCUGAUAUAUGUCAUCGUACUCUCCUGGAGACCCUGAGAAGAUCACUGUCUGAAGGCACACGGGUACCUAUGAAUGUACAAGGAGAGAAAUUCUUUGGACUGUCGAAUAGUAUUGUACAAUCACUUUUGAGACUGGAUCCUUCAUUUAAGUUAUGUACAAAUUUUAAAGAGUUUUUAAAUAAGAACGAAUCGCCCGGGCAGACCAAUAUUCCGGAGGAAAAGGAUCCCACAAUGUCAUUCGAAGCGUUGUCACUCAUUACAAUGUCAGCAUAUCAUACGAUGCCGGAAAUUAAGGAUGAACCACCAGAUGAGUUGUUUGACUUAAACUAA
Molecule: messenger RNA, 975 nt
Organism: Musca vetustissima
Lineage: Eukaryota; Metazoa; Arthropoda; Insecta; Diptera; Muscidae
Product: transforming growth factor beta regulator 1
Exons: 2
Coding region: 46-975 (309 amino acids)
Biological process (GO): regulation of cell cycle
Cellular component (GO): nucleus
Source: RefSeq, a predicted model, not a curated record